AUGCUGGUUCAUUUUGGUACUCGAAUUGGAUCAUUACCCCAAAACAAUACAUUCUAUUCCCUUCUAAAUUCUCUUCGAAACCAAACACCCUACCUUCCUCAAACCCUAGCCCUCCUAACCCUAGAAAUGGUGACUCACUCAACUUCUUCCAAAAGACCCAUGUGCCCAUCAUGCUCGAAACCCGCCCGUGUCUGCUUCUGUACUCGUCUCAAAACCCCAGGUCUCCAAAACUCCGUGGCCGUCACAAUUCUUCAACAUAGUUUAGAGAAAAAGCACCCACUCAAUUCUGCCAGAAUCGCAACAUUAGGACUGAAGAACAUCGAAAAAGUAUAUGUUUCUGAUGUUAAUUUCGAAGCCCGGUUCGUUAUUCAUUUUCUUGAGUCGGAUUGUGAAAUGGGUUUGGUCAGUGUGGAAGAAAAGAGAGGCGAUUUAGAUGGAAAUGAAAAUUGUAGCAGCUCUGAUUAUGUUGAUGAGUCGAACUCGCAAGGUGGGACUGUGAAAAAAUUGAAAUCUGGGCGAUUUGUGGAGUACUCAGGAGAGCGAAAUAAUAUCUCUGUUCAUACCAAUGACGAACCUGAAAUUGGUAAUAUGAACAAGCUUUCGCAAUGUUUUGGUCCAAUUAGAACAGUCCCAAUUGGUAGCAAUAUAUCUGCCAUUAAGCUUACCAUUGGAAAAUAUGGUUCCAUUAGUUCUUUUGUACUUCCUUGGAUGCUGCUAUCUCAGUCGCAGAAACCCGAUUUUGAUCAGGUUUUGGCAUCUCCAGUAGCUCUUGAUGUUCUCAGAAAAGGGUUUGUUGUAAAAAAGCUGCAGAAGCAGCAAUUGAGUGGAAGCAUUGCACUUGAAGAGAGUGAAGAGUUUGAAAUCACAGUUCCUCCUGGGUCAGUACUUCUCUUUCCAAGCGAAAAAUCAGUUGGGUUUGAGGAUAUAAACUUUGAGGUGAAGAACUUGAUUGUAUUGGAUGGAACAUGGGCUAAGGCAAAGAGAAUGUACAAUGAGAACCCUUGGUUACAGUUUUUGCCACAUUUGAAGUUGGAUCUGGAUAAGCCUAGCUUGUAUGGUGAAGUCAGGCACCAGCCAAGGGCCGGAUGUUUGUCUACCAUUGAGAGCAUUGUAUAUGCACUUAAUGCUGUAGGGGAUGAUUCCAAAGGCUUGGAUGUUCUCCUGGAUGUUUUUGAGUCCAUGGUUGGAGAUCAGAGGCGGUGCAAAUAUGAUAGAUUGCACAAAUCAUCUAACGCAUGA
Messenger RNA from Ilex paraguariensis (yerba mate), 1239 nucleotides. Lineage: Eukaryota; Viridiplantae; Streptophyta; Magnoliopsida; Aquifoliales; Aquifoliaceae. The record is from the annotation of a GenBank genome assembly.